Molecule: messenger RNA, 5418 nt
Organism: Apis laboriosa (Himalayan honeybee)
Lineage: Eukaryota; Metazoa; Arthropoda; Insecta; Hymenoptera; Apidae
Gene: fid
Exons: 8
Coding region: 436-4245 (1269 amino acids)
Biological process (GO): tRNA wobble uridine modification
Cellular component (GO): cytoplasm; nucleus
Molecular function (GO): tRNA binding; S-adenosylmethionine-dependent methyltransferase activity
Source: RefSeq, a predicted model, not a curated record
UUUAACCUCUUCUUCGUUCUCGUUCGGUUGUUCUAAACCCUCAACAAUCCCGCAGCCACCGUUUAACGCGGGGCUGCUGGAGGGAUAGUUGCUUUUACCGUGCAAAAGUAAACGUGUUUACCACUUGGUCGCGCAAAUUUUCUUUAUACCGCGUGACGAAUGUCGAUUUACUAUUUAUCAAUGAUUCUUCGAUUAAUCUUGUCGUGCGAUAUGUCAUGUGAGUAACGUUCAUCGUGCGUUCUUGACGUGUUAUGGCGUGGAAAUGGUGGUCAACCGUUUCAGUGAUAUCGCUCUCGUUCGACGAUACCGGGAUAUAUUGCUGAAUUGAUGACUAAUUGUGUAAAGUUUUCAUGGAAGCAUGAAGAUCCCACCCCUGUCAUGACCAAGUAUCGCGGACACGCGUGUGGAUGAGGGUAAACCAUCUUAGCGAGAGGGAUGUCUGAAAGCGACGGAGAACAAGUAGCACGGUCGGUGGCCUUGGAGCAAGCCUAUGUCCAUGAAGUUUACGAACAAUGCGCCGAAAAAACAGUUCAGAGUAGACAUUGGCCACGAAUCUAUCAAUUUCUUGAAGAAUUAGAACCAGGAGCCCUUGUCUGCGACAUUGGUUGUGGUAACGGGAAGUACUUGAGUGUUAAUCAUAGUAUCUUCAAGGUAGGAGUGGACCGAUGCAAACGUUUUACUGAUAUCGCGCGUGAAAAAGAAAAUGAGGUACUGAUUUGCGACAAUUUAGCCCUCCCGUUUCGAGAUGAGAGUUUCGAUGCGGUUCUCUCGAUCGCGGUGGUGCAUCAUUUCGCCACAAUAGAGAGGCGGGUUCACGCGCUAAAAGAACUCGCGCGGGUGUUACGGAUCGGUGGUCGAUUGGUUAUAUCAGUAUGGGCUAUGGAACAGAAACACAGAAAGUUCGAGUCUCAAGAUGUCUUAAUACCAUGGCCCAAAGCAUACUGUAUGAAUUCAAAUAGAUCAAAACGUUCAAGUGCACCAUAUGCCAGUAACUUACAUUCCAAUCAAAAUGCUCAAAAAUUCUUAUCAUCUUCCAAAAGAAAUAGCCAACGAAAAUGUAAAAGCAAAAGCUAUUGGAUCGACCCGAUAUUCAGUCCAUCACCAUCAACCAGUAGUUUAUCCAGUCCAAAUGAGACGUGCUACAGCUUUUUCCGCCGUGCUUUGCAGAAAUUAGCAGGAGGUAGACGUGGAUCUGGAAGUCGACCUUGGUUUCUUGACAGUUGGCAGAGCGGCAGUGGAAAGAAUCGAAAGGACUACGAGCAAGAGGAACCACCGGACGUGGAUGAGUUGCCCAUCGAGUUGCGUCGCGUAGAGGAUGUUAACAUGACGUUAAACAAGCAGUCAGACUCUCUGAGUAUCAAAUCGAAGAGUUUAGGUGAUAUUUUAGAGAUUCAACGACUGGAUCUUGUACGAUCUAGAUCCAGCAUUCCUGGUCUAUGCUCCAUGUUGACAUCCGAAUUGAAUCUGGAUGGAGAAUCCAGGACAUCAUCUUCGAUGAGUGGUUCGAAGCCACGGUUGGUUAAACAGAAGUCUCAUUUCAUAGACGACAUUGGUUUGGAACAUCCUGAUAACACUGCCAUUCAUGAACUAUCUAAGGACAUUCCAGACUUCCAGAUAACAUCCAAUUAUUAUUCGAAACGGGGAAGUAUCUUAAAACAAAGUUCGAUGAACGAGGAACUAAUGUCUACUGAUAGAUUAGCAGAGAAAGAAAGAGUACGAAGAAAUAUUAUGAAACAGGCAUCUUUAAAUGAGGACAUCAUUUGUAAAGGGAAAACCUUCGAAUCCCUCAAAGACUCCCUUUAUUCCGUAAACGCGACAAAGAGAUUUCAACUAUUGAAAAGUGGCCUUACGAAUAAGAUCAAACAAUCCACGACUAAUAUCGAAGUAUCUGGUAUAUCAAUCAAGAAUGGAUUUGUAAAAAUUUUACAAGGUUGGAAAUCUAGUGAAAAUGAGACAACGUCAAACAUAUUAAACGAUGAAGCAUCUAAGACGAAAAAUAACGACUCGAAAGUUCAGCCUGUCUCCGUACCAAAAAGGGAGACAGAGGGUAUUGAAAGACGUUUAUCCCGCGAGGAUGGUUCAGAUUCAUCGAAAGACAGUAGUUUACAAAGCGAUACAAGUGUCGAUUCUGAGGACAGUUUCGCGUCCGUGAUUUUUGUGCCAAAGCAGGACGCACAGCCAGCAACAGAGGUUAUUAUUCCAGCCUCUAAUGGUCAUCAUCAAUUGGGAAGCAUCUCAGCUCCCCCUUCACCACGCGUCAAACAACCUCCUGAUACACCUAAUUCAAGAUUAAAAGUCAUUUCUAUAUCCCCAUUGCUCAAACAAUUCCCAGCUACCAGUAAAUCCCUACCUUCGUCUAGUCCACCUGGUCUAUCUCCUUGUACUUUAAAUUCUGCAUUGACCAGAUCAUUUUUUAGUUCAGCAAUUGUUUCCAAUCAGCAACAAGUGUCUGGAGAUAAUUCCAUUAAUACAAAGAAGACAGAGAUUUUGAAUAAUGAUUACCAUCAAUCAACUAAUGAAGAUUUGCAGAGUAAUAAGAAAAAUAUUGAAAAUGAAGUUUGCAGAAGAAAUAGUUUUUUAGAAGACAAAAAACCUAGCUUGCAAGCUAUACAUGCUUAUAGAUCUUUGACUGAGAAUGUGGAAAUUGAGGAAACGAAAACUGUGAAAGAUACAACUCCACUUUUACAGAAUGUAGAUAAUAGUCCUGAUACAUCAUUGCAGGAAAAGAAUAAUUUUGAAAUCAGUAAAGAAGAAGAGAAUCGUAAAGCUAGAUUGAAUCAAAUCAAAGAAUUACUAAAACAGAAACCUGGUUUUGCAACAAGAACCAAACCGUCAUUUCCUUUAGUCAGAAGAGCUUCGACGACAGCUAGUGGUCGUUUAGAAGCCGUUACUAAAGUCUUGCCACGGUUGCUUUCAUUAGAGCUGUUUAAUCCUGAGACUGAUGACUUGGAUAGCGAUUCCAGUGGAGUUUCUUCACCGGAUUCAGUAGGUUCUGUGAUCAGCGUGAUUUCUGAUGAAAGGUAUAUGGCUAAGAAGGAUAAUAACAAAUCAGAGUGUACAGAAUCUGAAGUAUUAGAUAGUUCAGCUGAAAAUAUGUCUGAACCUAGUGACGUAACAGUUGAUUUAUCAGGAUAUGUAGCCGAUUUUAAAGAAGAUGAAAUAAAGACAAUAGGAGACAAUAGUUUGUCUCAAUCUUCUAGACUUCUGGAAGCUGCGGCUAAUGUUGCUAGUUCUUUGGAAGAUGCUGUAGAGACGGCCAUUACAAAAACGCACAGUAAACCAUUUUCAAUGCAAACAGCACAACAGAGCGAUCUCGAAAAUUCCGAUGAAAAUAAGAUCAGAACAAAAUCGAAUAUUCAGUUACCAGAAGUAGAAGAUACUUGGAACGAAGAAUGUCGUAAACAUUUGAUAGACUUUACUGAAAAACUUAGUGAAAACUUGUUACAUGAGCGAGAUGAAAAUAAAAACAAUCAGCAGAUCCUAGAUGAAGCACUUCCUCUUAAAAAAGAUUUGGACAAGCGAAAUCUUGAAUCUUCAACUCCUUAUGACAUUUCUUCAUCGCUGUCUAACAAAUCUAAAUACAAUGAUUUAUCCAAUACAAUUGCAUGGCUGAGUAAUACCAAUAAUGGUUUUCACGAAGAUUCAUUGAUGCAUAGAAGUACUUCAGAUGAUAUAAUGGAUUUUGUCAUGGUAUCAAAUACCGGAGAAUUUAUGAACGAAAAAGAAACUUCCACAAAUAAACAAUCUUCUGAGAAACCCUAUCUACGAAGCGCAAAUUCCAUGGAAUCCAGUGACAUUGGCGAAUCUAUCGACAACACUAUCAGUUUCAGUGACGGAAGCCAUGCAGAAUCUACUGGAAGGUUAUGUAGCAGCAUGAUGUCGUUACUUUCGAACGCCGAUUAUCCAAAAUCGUACGCCGAGAAACGAAGACUUCAAUUACAAAGAAGAUCUGCCUCUGAAGAGACGCCACCUAGAUAUCCAGACAAUAGCAAACGCAGCACUGAUUGUCUGGUAACUACAACUGGAAGCAAUGAUUCUCUCAGUGGAUCUUCAUCCCAGGAAUCUUUACCAUCCGAUCGCGGAGGUGGUGCCAUAACCUAUCAUCAGUACUAUCACGUGUUCAGAGAGGGUGAAUUGGACCAACUCAUCAAUAAAUAUGUGGAGAACUUGCACAUUAUCUCGUCAUAUUAUGAUCACGCGAGCUGGUGCAUCGUCGCGGAGAAGGUACAGGUCUGGACUAUAUGACUCGAGGCGGACGCCCCUGUCCCGUUUUGGCGCGGAGCGUUGCGCCUCUUACGUCGCCACGCUGCCUAUUAGAUCGCUUUUCGGGCAAGGAUAAUCAGUUCGUGAUACUCGCUGAACUUAACAACAAUUUUUCUCGAUUUAUUUCUUGCGAGUAUCAUACGCCAUGAUGAAAAUCGUGGUUGAUUUUCUUUGUUAUGAAGCUCAAGGAGGUAUGUGAUAUACAUAGAUGUGGCUGAUGGCUAGUGAAAAUGUAACGUGAAUUUAUUAUUAUUUUUUUCAUUGUUCACUUGAGAUUGAAUGUGAUUUAUUGAAUUAGUUAAAUACAAAUUACCUGAGCAAGUGAAUUAAAAAGAUAUUAAAAUUUUUGUGAAUGAGAUUGAUUUAAAAAUUUAAAAGACUUUGAAAAGACUGGAUUGUGAAUAAAGAGAUGAAGUGUAACUUUUAUUAUAAUCAGGAAUAUUCGUGCAAUUAGAUGAAAUUAGUUUUUGUUAGUUUUAAUGUAUUAUUAAUCUUUCUUCUAUCAAAAUAUGAAGUAUCGUGUAAAUUCAAAAAAAAUAUUUCAUAAAGUUGAAAAUUCAUGAUGCAUAUAUCGGUGAAUUUUGUUAAUUUGCAAAUAAUAUUAUUAGAUAUAUAUCAAAUAUGAAAAAAAUUGAAAAAUGUAAGAGAUAAAAGGCAAAUUAUAGAAGAAAAGGGAUCGAAGUGUAAAUAUGUAAAAUAAAAUAAAACGUUUCCGACGUAAGCGCACAGAUCGGUAAACAAAAGAUAAUUCAUCAAAUAAGCGAUAUUAGUAAAAUAGCAGUUUGUAUUAUUCAUCUAAAUGCUUGACCAAAUGUUUCUUCUUUCCUCGUUCAUUGUGUUACUGUUCAAAAAUCUCCAUUUUAAUCUCGAAUCGAUAAAAAAGUAUAGUUUUAAUUUAAACAUUAGAAGAGUUUGUAGUUCCUAAUCUUUUCAUCAUUAAAUUCGUCAGUCAUUAUAAUCAUUCUGUGGAAAAAACGGGUACAAUGUUUCCCAUUGAAAUAUGUAUAUCUGUAUAAUUUAACAAUUGUUAUCAUAUAUAGUAGCGUUUCUAGUAUGUUCACUCUUUUUAUUGCUCAAUAUUUUGUUUUUAUUAAAUUGUUUUAUUGUUUAUAAAAUUAUUUUAUAUAAGAUUUCUUUUAUAAUAUAUAUAAAAAU